Molecule: messenger RNA, 1916 nt
Organism: Adineta steineri
Lineage: Eukaryota; Metazoa; Rotifera; Eurotatoria; Adinetida; Adinetidae
Source: the annotation of a GenBank genome assembly
AUGAAUAACAUCCACACUGUGGAUGAAUAUUCUUGGUUUUCAUUAUAUCUCACUCAAGCGAGAGCAUCAUUUGCACAAGAACGUAUCUAUUUAGAUGAACAAAUUCGUUUUUCAUCCAACAAAACAACCAUGAAUAAUAUGUAUGUUAUUCCAUUACUCUAUCGUUUAUCAUCUAUGAUUGAUCAUAUAUCAAUUACUCGAUUACAUCAUGCAUUUCAAAGUGUUAUCACAAGACAUAAUAUUCUUCGAACAGCACUUUAUAUUGAUGGUGCCAACGGUAAUAUUACACAAUAUUGUUUAGAUGCAAAUACCGUUCUCAAUAAUAAUAUGAAAUCAUAUGCAUUUACAAUUGUCAAUUUUCAUAAUGAUGAUAGUCGUCAUAUGAAUGAAAUUAUUGACGAAAUAUUAAAUCAAUCUGAUUUAUUUGAUUUAUCGAAAGGACGUGUUAUUCGUUGUCAUAUUCUUCGUUAUUAUCGCCAAUCUCAAAAUAGUAUCUCAUAUGAGAAUGAUGAUCUAUUGACUGAAAAUGAUCACAUAUUGAUUAGUGUUCAUCAUGCAAUGUUUGAUGGAGCAUCAAGAUCAGUCUUCCUUCGUGAUCUUUCUCUUGCUUAUCAAUCUGAUGACUCAUUAUCUGUGGAUGAUAACUCACUGAAUUAUAUCGAUUAUUCUGUGUAUGAGCAUAUCAUGGAUAUGUCAUUGUCUCGUGAAUUCUGGCAUUCUCAACUUGAAGAAUAUAAUAUCGAACGUUCAUUAUCAUUACCAGUUGAUCGACAGCGUUCAUCAACUAAUCAACAACGAUCAGGUUUAGCUUCUUCAGCUCAAAUCACUUUUGAUGAUGAAAUAUGUACAUCAUUUCUCAACUAUGCAUCAUCACAUCAUCUCACACUUUUUCAACUUGGAUUAUCCAUAUUUUAUGUCUUUCUAUUCAAGUUAAUUCAUGGUGAGACUGAUUUAUGUAUUGGUUCUAUCAAUGCUAAUCGAUAUCGAACUGAAUUACAAAAUCUAAUUGGAAUGUUUGUAUCAACAUUACCAUAUCGUUUAGAAAUUGGUUCUAAUUGGUCAUUUGAUGAACUUGUCCAACAUGUGCGAGAAAAAUGUUUAUUAAUUCUUGAACAUUCUCAUUAUCCAUUACAACAUAUUCUUGGUGAUAAUCAGUUAAAUCAGUCGAAUGUAUCAUUUCUUGAGACAAUGUUUGAUUCUAUCAGUGUGACAAAAGAUAUGAAACAUUUAAGUUUGAAUUAUGCAAAUUUAGAGCAAAUACCAUUAGAACAAUCAGUUGAAGUAGCUAAAUUUGACUUCUCACUAACAUUUUUAUACAAUCCAUCAUCAGAUAACAAGAGAUUAUCAUGUCGUUUUGUUUGUUCAUAUGAUUUAUUUGAGAAAUCAACUAUUUCAAAAAUAGCUCAAAGAUUUCAAUAUGUAUUUGAACAAUUAUUUCAAAUUCAAUCAAGCAGUAUUCCUGUAAUGAAUGUGAUUUUAUCAAUUAGCAAACUGUCUCUUAUUCUUCCUGAAGAAGCUGAAGAAAUGGAAUUAGUCGUGUUUCAUCGAUUGGAGAAUAUUGUGAAUGAAGCACCAGCAUCAUUUGCACAAGCUCGUAUUUGGCUUGAUGAACGAAUUCGAUUCGAUCCCGAGAAGCCACAAGUGGCAAUAUACAAUAUGCCUUUUGUUUAUCGUCUUCAGUCAGAUCAUACCUUAUCCGUUAAGCAACUUCAACAAGCUCUACAGCUCACUACUGACAAGCAUCUCUCACUUCAUACAUCACUUCAUUUUGAUAUCCAAAAAAAUCUACUCAUACAACGAGUUAUUACUCAUGAAAAUGAAAAUAAUAAUAGUAUGUUUUCAGUCAUCGAAACCACUUAUGAAACAGAUGAACAACUUAAUCAGAUUUUACACGAUGAGAAACGUAAUCCUCAAAU